Molecule: messenger RNA, 1647 nt
Organism: Raphanus sativus (radish)
Lineage: Eukaryota; Viridiplantae; Streptophyta; Magnoliopsida; Brassicales; Brassicaceae
Product: zinc finger CCCH domain-containing protein 67
Exons: 6
Coding region: 159-1382 (407 amino acids)
Molecular function (GO): metal ion binding; mRNA binding
Source: RefSeq, a predicted model, not a curated record
GUUGUUGCUUAUGACAAAACAAAACUACCGAAAAAGGCAAAAACGCGUCUAAAGUUUUGAUCUUUUCUUCCUCAAAAAUUCAGGUUUUGAUCUUCUUUCUCUCGGUAGAGAUUUUCUGUAAAAAUUAUAAAAUGUCGUUUUGAGUAAAAAAAAAAAUCAUGAGCAAGCCCGACCCGGAUCCGAAACAGCCUUCAGGAUCUUCCUCCGAGAAGGAUCCCGUAGCCGCCGAUCACAUUAGGGAGGAGGAGCUAAGUGAGGAUCUCAGGAAUGUGGUUUUGUUGGAUGAAGCUACAGAAGAGCUGAAUGUGUCGAUUAGUGUGUCUGAGGGUGAUCAGAAGGAGGAGGAAGGAAGAGAGAAGAGAAUGAUGGUGUAUCCGGUGAGACCUGAUGCAGAGGAUUGCUCGUUUUAUAUUAGAACAGGAGGCUGCAAAUACGGAUCCAGCUGCAAGUUUAAUCACCCUGUCCGAAGGAACCCCCAAAUUGGUAGGGAGAAAGUAAGGGAAAGGGAGAGGGAAGAGGAUGUGGAGAAUCCCAGGCUCAUGGAGUGCAAGUACUACUUCAGGACGGGAGGGUGCAAAUAUGGAGAGACUUGUAGGUUCAGCCACACUAAACAACAGACUUCUCUCCCCUCACGACCUGAGCUUAACUUCCUCGGUCUUCCCAUCAGACCGGGAGAGAAAGAAUGUCCUUUCUACAUGCGAAACGGCUCCUGCAAGUUUGGAGGUGACUGCAAAUUUAAUCAUCCGGAUCCUAAGGCUGUUGGAGGUGGAGUUGAUUCUCCUCUCUUCCGUGGUAAUAAUGGUGGAUCAUUUCCCCCAAAGGAUGCCUCACAAGCAAGUUCAACUUCUUGGUCCUCAUCGAGACACAUGAAUGGUACUGGUACUGGUGGUACUGCUCCUUUUAUUCCACUCAUGUACUCACAGAAUCGUGGAGCUUCUUCACCUCAAACUCCAGCGUGGAGUGGAUAUCAGGCGCCUUCUGCCUAUCCACCAGAAAGGGGUGUCCUUCCUCCUUCCACAUACUCGGCUGAAACUAGUUCAUUCUCUCAGUUGCCUGCUGAGGAAUUCCCAGAGCGUCCGGAUCAACCAGAGUGCAGUUAUUAUGUUAAAACUGGGGAUUGUAAGUUCAAAUCUAAAUGCAAAUACCAUCAUCCCAAACAUAGAUUGCCAAAGCAGUCUCCAUCCUCUUUCAAUGACAAGGGCUUACCCCUAAGACCUGAUCAGAGCAUGUGCACACACUACAGCCGCUAUGGCAUCUGCAAAUUUGGUCCAGCUUGUAGAUUCGAUCACUCUAUACCGCCUACAUUCUCGUCCAGCAGCUCCCAAACCGUAGAAACUCCUCAGCUCGGCGGCAACGCUAAUGAAAACGACAGCUGGAAUUGACACCACGUGUUCAGAAGCCUGCGUAAAGGAUAGUUUCUGUCUUUUUUUAUCAAAGUCUUUUCAGUUCUUAGGAUCAAAACUAUGCUUCUGGUUUGGAGUGUUAUAACGAACACAUUUAGGUAAAUUUAUAGUCUCCAAAACUAUAUAUAUAUAUAUCUAUCUGGCGAGCCAGUCUUGUUUUUCUUGACUUCACCAAAUAAUUUUUGUUUCCUGGCUUUAACUGUAACUAAGGUUAUGUCUAAUGGAAUCCUGAACUCUUUCAUGC